Paraphaeosphaeria sporulosa is the source of this 468-nucleotide messenger RNA. RefSeq lists its product as uncharacterized. The record is from RefSeq and is a predicted model, not a curated record. The transcript has a single exon. The annotation marks the transcript as partial. Lineage: Eukaryota; Fungi; Ascomycota; Dothideomycetes; Pleosporales; Didymosphaeriaceae.
UCCACCGAAGCCGCCGACCUCGGUCAAGCGCGCUACGACCACGACACCGCCGCCAUCGGCGACCGCGACGACGCGCUUUAUGCUGCGGGCCCCGUUCUCGUCCGCCAAGGCCGUGCCCCUGCCGGCAUGGAGCAGCGCGUCUUCGCGUGGUCGACAUUCCAGUACGAGACGGACGAGCGCGACGGCCGCGAGGAGCUCAAGGGCGACUUACAUGGGGGCCAGCUGCAUCGGCAGAAUCGCGCGGCAAGGGGCGAGCCUACGGGUCCGCCGCCGCCGAGGGAGACGCGUGGGGGAAAGAGUACGAGGAGCGGACGCGGUGGCGAGAUGGGUGCGCAGCACGGCAGUAGGAACGGAAAUGGUGGGUUGGAGCCAUUGAUUUGUGGGGUGAGGGAGAGUGAGGGGACGCCGAAGUUGGCGAAGGGGAUUUCCGAGGAGCUGGGUGCAGAAUUGUUCUGGGAUGGGCCGAUC